Molecule: messenger RNA, 15359 nt
Organism: Venturia canescens
Lineage: Eukaryota; Metazoa; Arthropoda; Insecta; Hymenoptera; Ichneumonidae
Exons: 23
Coding region: 496-10737 (3413 amino acids)
Cellular component (GO): cytoplasm
Source: RefSeq, a predicted model, not a curated record
UACAGAGACACCGUUCACGAAACUUGUCUUAUUCAUCUUUGCUUCUACUUUCUUCUUUUUAAACGAACUUUUCUUUUGCAUCAGAAGAAUCGAAUACUCUCACAUACGAUGAGCGUAUUAUUGGUAAAAAAAAUCGGAAAUACCUCGGAGAUAGAAAAAUAAUUUCGGGCGCAAUCCCGUUCGAUUGCCGUUGAUCCGUUCGAAAUUCCCGGCGAAACCAAAGCCGACUUCUGUGCGACAGUGACCUCGAACGUUUCAUCCGAACCGCGUGCUUCUCGUCUCGUGAUUUCACAAAGUUAUUACGUUCUUCGAAUGAUGAAUUUUGUUUUGUUACAUCGUGACUAUAGUGAGGUUGUAGUUUUUAUCUGAUGACUGUGAAUAAGGAUAUUUUCACCUCUGAUACGUCACAGUGAAGAGACCUAUCUUCAGAUGGUAAAGUGGUGUUUACAAUAAGGAUCCAGUGUUCGGCGCCUAAAAGCGUAGUGCCGUUUAGGAAUGAUGGAAGAAGCAGCAGCUCCUGACAAAUUCGAAGUUGAUGACAGGCCAACGACCCCUCAUAUAUCGAAACUAUUAUCGAAAUCCGCAGGAGAUCUAUCGGAAGAUGUACAAAUUUUGUCAGUCAACAGACUGACCGUCGAGAAGAUCGUGUUAGAAAAAGGUGGAUCGCGCGAGGUAUUGCUAACGAAAAGUGAAACUACGAAAAAACUAUGCGAACGUACUGCGAGGCUUCCAACGCCAAAAUCACGAUCGUCCUUAUGGCGAAAGAGAUCGAGCAGUACCGAUGAAUUAUUAACAGCUCCAAAAGUACAGAAUUUCAAAAUUAUAAAUAACUUUGACUUGUCAUUAGUGACCGAUCGUUCUGCAAGGGGGUCAAAAUCGAUCGUUCUGCAAGGGGGUUCAAAGUUGCCAAUAUCGAAAACUCGCAACAACGAAAAACGAAUAAGCCCCAUUAAACUUACGAAAAAUUCCUCGAUCGGUAGCCUCACCAGACUUAAUAGACCUGUGAAGUUAUCGAAUCUUGGCAAAAUACGUAAAACUCCGCCUGAAGUUCCACCCAAACCAAAAAAAAAAAAUUAUCCUGCAACAUCAUAUGUUCAGCCUAUCAUAAAACCAACGGUAACUUCACCAUUAGUCGAAGUGUCUACGAAUUUCUCUACUAAUGAUCAGGAUACUCAUAACGCUUUAGAAGUGAAAGAAAAAAUAUAUUCACAAGAUUUAUCAGAUUCGAAAAGAAACUCCAUUGUUGGGAAAACUGAAGCUAGUAAAGCUCACGAAAUUUUAGAAAGGAGCCAAUCAAAAAUCGAGCGACUUCAGAAGAAUUUACGAACUCAAAUAAAUCUUUCCACAGCCCAAACUUAUAAGCAGAAACUUCCCGGUGUUAGUGCUUUGAGAAUAUCAACAAUAGCCAACUUAGAUCUAAACGAAAAUAUUGCGAAGACAACAACGUUUGACAAAGAUUUUCUUGAGCGACAUAAUUACGAUACUCAAUUGAAAAUAGAAGAAAAAGGUUUACUCGAAACUGACAUCGAUAACGUAUCGGAUAUCGAUAGGAACGACGAUGCGUCAAGUUCUGACAAGCCCCGAUAUAGUAAGAAGGUAUUGGAAGUCGAGAAGAGGUGGUCUGGUGAUUUUUUGGUAAAUAAUUUCGAACAAAAUUCCUCGGAAUCUUCAUAUGUUGAAGAAUUGGGUAGCGUUUCGUCACGCGAGAGUAUCAAAACUGAAGCCACAAUCAAAUUUAGCAACCAUCGAAAUCCUUCGAAGUACGAAGGACCCGGCGAACAUUCACGAAAGCAGAGUAUCGAUGAAAUUUUCGAAGAAACCGUCAGUACAGUUGAUUCGGAUUCCUGUUUUGAGGAUAGGAUAAAAGCGAUUGAUGAUGACAUUAAUGAUUCAGUAAUCGCUGAUACUACGGAAGACGUCGAGUCAAACGAUAACAGUUUGUCGAAAAAAAGUACGUUAAGAGUCUUGGAAUCCGCACAUGAUUCCAAGUCCGAUUAUUCGCUUGACUCAGAUAAAAGAUGGGAUCUGACUCGAAACAUCUGUGACAAAAUUGAAUCGAAAAAUCAAGUGAUAAACAACUCGGGUGACGCAGAGACGGAAAAACAAAACUUAGCUGCAAAUGUUCUGGAAAAUGAUGAUUUUUGUAUAGCGAAUUCGGAUAUUAGCAAAGAUUACGUUAUUCGUAAUUAUUCAGAACACCGGGAGGAAUCAGAGUUAGCUGGCACAAGUUCCAGUCCUGACGGUUACGCGAGCUUAAUUAAAGAAUUCACGAUGGAAGGCACCUCUUCAAAAACUCCUAAGGAAGAAAAGAAGAAAAAAAGUGGACUCCGUCGGCUCUUGCCUGGUAUAUUUUCUCCGAAGGAAUCUCGGAAAGAAUACAAAAGAGAACAAAAAGAGCGAAAAAAACGAGAGGAAAGGCAUUUUAAUCAACAUCAACAGAAUGGAAUUUUUACCAGAUCUCCAGAUUCGAUGAAUCUUAAUGAAGACAUAACUAGGAAUGUUAAACUCGAUACAAGCUUAAAUAGUUCGAUUAUCGAGGAGAGACUCAAUGAAAUAAAGCAAGAAUUGUUCCCCGAACAGGGCAUGACGACGAGUACGCCGGAUCAUUUUUUACAAAACGAUCGAACUGUGACCCAGGAUCCACGAUCUGCAAGAUCUUUCACUGUUAACUCCUCUUUAAGUUCGAUCGCACCAGAUGAUAAAUGGCUCGAUCAUAAUAUAAUCAGCGGAUCACCAGACAUGCGAAAAUUCAAACAAAGCUUGCGUAAUGAUACCGAUCGAAAGUGUAGCCUUGAGAGAAAACAUAGCUUACAGGAAUCCAAUCAGCCAAGAUUCGUCCGCAAUCAUGGUCCUUCAGGAAGAAUUUCCGCGCCGCCCAGUGAACGAUUUCUCAUACGUCCUCGAGCUGUGCAUCCAGUGGAUCGUCCGCUUCCCGCGAUACCGCAAAAACAUGAAAUAUCGAACUAUGAAAAUCACGAGCAAAUACGAAAAUAUCCAAAUUAUUUUCGCAGGCAGGAGAGAAUUGAUUCGUUGAAAAAUUAUGGCACAAGUUCUUGCAGACAAGUCGCUGGCAAUGACAACUAUACAAACGACCCCAGUCUCUAUGAGAAUGGUAAUCACAUAAUCGAGAAAGCAGAAAUCAACAGGAAUCAAAGUAUCGAUUCAGGUUUCAAUCUCACACCCGUAUCAGCACAGGUGAAGAUCACCCGUCAAUUAAUAGUUAAUCAAAACCAGAAAGGUACGCUCAUCGGUCGUUCGCCCAAAUAUUCUCCGAGUUCAAGCCACAAAUCUGGAGAUUAUGCUGAUUCGAGUUAUACACCAAAUUCCAGUCAGAAAAGCGAAUUUUCACCUGGGAGCUCGAAAAGUGGAGAGUACUAUCUUAAUUCACCACGUAAUAGUUGCAGAACUUCGCCAAUCGACAGUUGUGAUGAACGGAGAGACCAGUCUUCGCUGUGCGAUCAACAGCAUCUGUACCGUCACUGUGAUGGUAGUCAGGAUCAAGAACUAGCACAGAAUGCACCAUAUCCAGUGUCACCUAAAAUCAGGGUUCAAACAAAAGACGAACAGGUUUAUGAUGUAGCUCCGAUAUCACCAUUACAAGAGAUUCGCGUUGACAAAGUAUUACCCAACCCUCGGCACGCGAUCAUUCAAACUAACACGGAUCAGGAUACGUUUUAUUCUGCUCAAAAAAGCUCUCCGAACAUUCCAUUGUCGACCAAUCUAGCGAAGUUGCGAGCUAACGUGGAUACGGAAGGAUUCCAGCCUGCUAGUGACGAGCAUUUAUUGAACAAAAAUGAAGGACACACUUGCUCGAGAAUGACUUCGCCUAUUCCAUCAACAAGAACGUUAGCUUCCCCAUUACAAUUUAGAGACUCUCCAACUCAUCGUGAAGACAGAGAACAGCGUUCGUCGAUUCAAAAUCUUCCGAGAGUAAUGUCACCAUCCAGAAUUCAAAGGAUUACAUCCCCGUUAACAGUUUUAACCCCGGCUAGUCCCUCGCCUAUUUCCACUUCAAUAACUUCGCCAAAUAGUGCUGCUAAUACGAAUUCGAGUCUUUUACCCGCUAAUUCCCGAUGUAUGGCUUCACCCAAAAAUGCCUCACAAGAACGCGACUCAACGCAAGAACCUCAGCACCGUAGGCAAACGAAUCAAUCCAGAACACCACUUUUGUCGCCUAAUAUAACCCAAAAUAGAGUUACUCCAUCAACUGAAUCUCACACUCCCAUUUCAUCGUUCAAUUCUCGCCGAGCACAGCCGAAUGAUCAGAUUCUCAUAGCAUCACCAAAACGUGAAGCGAGCAUGUAUGAGUCCCAAAGUGGUCGUCUCAAUGGAGCAAUGGAAUCAGGAUGUCCGGAUUCACCUGUUCCAAUGGCUGAGUCACCCAGUCAGGUUAUGGUACCACGGACCCAACGGUUAAGGCAAAAUUUGUACGAUUCCAGCAAAUCUCAAGCUACUGAAAAUCAAAGUUCGAGAGAUGAAGUGCGUCAAGCUCGCGAUAUUGAUCAAUCGGUUCAAAGAGCUUCACCGAUUAUUCGUUCAAUGUCCCCACCGAUUGACUCGAGAACAACCCAAAAAAAUAUCCCAAGACCCGAACCAAUUUAUCUGAGCCGACACGCCGGUCAGCGAGCCUUGUCACCAAUGACAGUGCAAUCAGAUGUAAGAGGAGGACACAACCCUAUUGUAUCCUCUGGAGAAAGUCAAUCUAAUACUCUCAUGGUUCAAGAACGGCCUGAAAAUAUCCGUGUUCAUGUACCUAGUAGUAAUCAGAAGCAGCAUGAACAUGGUGUUCAUCAAAUGCUAGGACAAUCUAAUUGUGAAAGACCCGAAGAGACCAUUUACGUGGCAAGACGUGUACAGUCGCCUUCGAGUAACUCACGCAUGCAUUCCCAAAGACCAGAAGUCAUCUAUAUGCAGAAAGAUCAAAGUUUGUUAGUUCCAAAUGUCGAGACAAAAAGAGCACUAUGCCCGAGUUUAUCGACAUCGAGUCAGUCGCAACAACGGUUUGAUGUUGAUCCUCGAAGAGUUCACCGAGUAAGUGAGGAUAUUUACGGAGAUUGCAGUCGUGGAAGAUUACGGGAUAGUCCAGUGAGCGAGCAACUGUAUGGAACUCGCCAACACCAACGAUCGCCAGCUUCCCCGAAGCCAAUAUUGGAGGAUGGCCUUAGACAGAAUGUUCAUGUGAUAGAUCAACAAAACCGCGGAACACCAAUAAGUUCAAAAUCUAUCCAGCAACAGCAAAAUCAACAGCAAAUUUGCGCCUCAAAACAAAAAACGUUGGCAGAUAAUCGGCAGCUCAUAUACGAAAGUCAGCAACUGGACUCGGGGGAAGUAAUGUAUGGACAAAAACAGUCUCUGAAGCAACACGAGCCAAUUUACGGUCAGCGCUCUUCGGAACCGAUUUACGGUCAUCACACAAACCGUCAAAUGUCACCAUCGAAACGACAGAUGUUGCAGCACCUCGAAGCUUUCUACUGGCAACAGAAAGCUUUGGAUGCGCAAAGAAAAUCAACAGAUUCUCCAACUUUACAAAUUCGUGCAAUCGACGAAACUAAAAUCGAAUCUCCGGAAGUUCGCGAGGCUAUCUAUUGGCAACAGUUGAAGAAACUCGAUGAAGAACAGCAGAGAAAAAUAUUUGAGAAUAAUCAAAUUGAAGAAAAGAGUGAUCCCCUCUGUUGUGGAAAACGGCUCCCAUGUUCUAAUAAUUCAUUACCGGUAGGAAGUCAAUUGAGACAUGGAUCGAAUCCAAGUCUUGUUAAUCAGAAUUUAUCGGUUGCGCUACCUCAGGAAAAACAAGUUUCUCCAAAUGAACAGAUUCAUUGGCAGAACAAACUACUUCAAUCUAAGAGUCAAAUACCGGUAGGAAAACCACCGAUGAUCGGGCAGAAGGGGCAGAAUCAGCCCGUGUUAGUAGUAAGACCUCAACAAGCUGUCCGCGGAUUAGAUCGAACGAACCAGAAUAUCAAUUACGAUCAACGCGAUGGAGAAAUUAUAAGACACGAUGGGCUAAGAUCGAAAAGUGUAUCACCUCAUUUCACACGUGGUGAUGAACGUCGUAGCCUGAGUCUGCCCAGGAAACCUGAAUUGUUGAAUGACGACGUAAGAGUAAAUGUCAAAAUCAAUCGCGACGUUCGCACGACUAAUAUUGCAAAUUCUCAUCGCAAGGCCAUCACACCACCUACCUAUGAAGUUAACGAUAUCGAAGGAAUCGACACAGCAAAAAAACCUUUGGCUCCACCACCGAUUUUCAAACGUGGAAGCUUAAUAAGCAAUUCGAGCAGUUCCGUAGAAUACGGAACUAUGGGCACGAAACGCGUGAGCUUUUCCAAUCAGGCAAACUCCACGGAAAUCGGCCCUGGUAAUUGGCCAACGAAGCAUGGCAUGGCGCCUGAGCCACCAACGCGAAAGCAUCGAACUGAAGAUAGGAGCCCUAUCAGCUCGGAAACAAAUGAUUCAAUGUAUCUUCAAAGUUCAACCGAUGAUCAGAGCAGUGCUAAUAAUGUUUACGGCAAUGUUGGUAAACCAGUGAGUGGACAAAAUGAAGAUGAAGUGACAUCGUUCCUCGGACAGAGAGAGAUCGUAAACGAGACUGAAUACGACGCUAAACCCCUGCCACCACCACCGCAUGAAAUAUCUUGGAUGUUGAAACGUAGUUCAAGCUUGAAAGACAGUUCGGGUAAUCCCGGCAGAAUUUCAAGGUUUGAGAUUCAACGAGCUAAAGUCCCGGCAAAUCCUCGGAAGUGGCCCGGUGUCAGUGAAAGCGAGAGUGGAAGCGAAGCUGGUGAGGUGCAAAAAAUUCUUCAGCGACGUAAUGAGGAAGAGUGGAAUCCUGGUGGCAAAGGUCGACAAACCAAUGACGCAGGUGGUUCCGGGAGGGCGGAGGGUGAGGGCGGCUCGAACGAUAUUGGCGGUAGUCGUCGAGGAGGCGGCGGGAGCGGCGGAGUUUUGGGCGGCGGCCGGGGUUCCGGCACUUCCGGGAGCGGCGGCGGUGGUGCCGGGGGCCGUUCGAGAGACGAGCCACGACGUCACACCCUUAGCGGUGAUCAUCAACCAUCCCUUCAUCACCAACAGUUUAAUACCCCGCAACUUCAUCCCCUGCAUCCCCAUCAUCUUCCACCGCCUCACGGCCAGUACGGUACCCCGCCGAAUCGACACACAACCAUGGAUCUCGAGAUGGGGACCAAGUCUCGCCAGAGAAAGUCGCCUCUGCCGAGGGGUUAUCCACCUCCCUCUUCGACGAUGCUCUUCGAUGAUGACCCGGGCAUCAUGUCCGAAGUUGAGACCUCGAGCACUGGAUUUCGAAGGGGUGGCAAACAACGAAGCAGUCUACCCGUUGUCAGAACACCGAGCAAAACUUUGGAGCGACCAUUAGGUCAGGUAUUCCUGCAGUACAGGAACGAGACGAAGAGGGCGCUCCUACCAAACGAAAUAACGAGCAUAGAUACCGUCAAAGCUCUCUUCGUGAGAAGUUUUCCCAAACAACUUACGAUGGAAUAUCUUGACAGUCCUCAUGUUAAGGUUUACAUACACGACAGCAACAAAAACAUGUUCUACGAGCUCGAGGAUCUCAGGUCUCAUCUUCGUGACAUCAGGGACCGGAGCGUCUUACGUUUGUUCGAGAGUACAGACGGUGUUGCUGGAAUGCCUGGACCAAUGGGAGUGCCAGUUGGUGGAGCAGGACUUCCAGCCCACUGGGAGGAUCAGAGUUACUUUAGCGAGCCCGAGUUCGACAGUGAAUUUCAACAUCAACAUAUACAUAAGAGCAAGACUUCUAAAAAUUCGACUUCGGGCAAUAGUUAUUAUAUGGGAGGGAGCAGUACAUUGCCAAGAGGCGGUUCACUGAUGCGGGCUUACAGUCCAGCGACCUCGUCUGUCGUGGCUGGACCAAAUGCCACCCCGACACAACCUAAGGCUCUUGGUACACCGGGUGGUGGCGGUGUGGCACCAGCCAAGCCGCUUCGCAGUUACCAAUGCAGUAAGAGUCCCCUCGGCAGCCUUGGGGGCUCGGCACGCUUCUCUAGAGACAGCUCGGUGUCCCUGUAUAGUAUACCAGAUCGACUACACGGUGAAAGUGGCUACAUGAGCAGUCCCGAAAGAGGUGGUGGUGUUGGCACGGGAUCGGGCAGAUAUCCUGGUGGUCCAUACAGCACCGGUAGCAGUUAUGAAGAGCCUUAUUAUUCGCAAUAUUCCGGUACCGUUACACCGGUCAUCGAUGAGGAAGCGAGUGGGUGGUGCAGCGAUACGGAACUGUUGGAGGAAUCGUACAGCCUUUAUGGCGUUAAACCACCGGGCCGUCCACCUUCAGGUCCCCCGAGAUCCCCAUUUCCUCCAGGAGCUCCGGCUCUGCCUACUGGGCAGCCGUACGACGUCACUCGGAUAAGGGUGGAACAGAUGGAACGUCAGCUUGCUAAUUUAACCGGUCUCGUGCAAAAGGCUCUAACUCAUGCUCCACUCACGAGUCCCUCGCCAAGGGACUAUUUGCAAGUCCCGGCAGGACGUGAUCCAUACACAAGAACCACAGGCGCCGGGGACGAGUUCGACAAACAAUCUAGCUCCAGCUCCGCCUCACUGCCAGAUGACUCAUACUUAAGGACUGACGUAAAGCCACCGAAAUUAGGCAAAGACAAGUCGGUGUCGUUCGAAAAAUCAGUAUCCUUCAGUGACGAACCACCGGAUAUGAACUCCCCCAAACAACACUCCCCGCAACACGCAGCGGAUACAAAACCCACGAAACCAGCCAUAAAAUCCUCGACUUUGCCUCGGAUGUCCUCGCAAGAAAGAGACAGACACAAACCCACACCACCGCCAAAACCCGUAGCUCUGGCAGCUGGCCAAUACGUUUAUCGAGAUUUAGCUCUUACACCGGAGAUGUACAAUCAACUGAGAGGCUUGCAAAAAAAGGCGAAGGACCUUCGUCAAGAAGUUCGAAAUCUACGUCGUAUGUCACAGACACAGGCUCACACAGUUCGAGAAACAAUCAGAGAUACUUUCAUUACAAUACGGGCAAUGCUACUAUCGGGUGGAGAAGCAGCUUGGGCAGCAGGUGACACUGAAAAAAUGAGACUGAACCGCGAAGAAGACCUCUACAAGCAAGAAAUGAUUAGGCUGGAAAAAGAUCUUACCGAGCUAGAGAGUACGGUGGAGGAAUUACGAGGCAACGUCAUUAAUCGUAAGACUCGUGUGAACAUGUCAGAUGUUGAAAAUAUGGCUCUCAUUCUUAGCAAAUCCAGCAAAACUGUGGCAGAUCUGAAGGUCCGUUUCCCAAGCCUUCAGGAAGGUAUGAAGGGCCUGCUAAGUUCUGAAAUGGAAAAAGUUGUGAGGGAAGAAAAAUUCUUGAAAGAAGAGCCUGAACGUCUUGAAUCAGCAUUGAGAAGAUGCAAGAAGCUUACCGGCACUCUCGUCACGCUCAAACGCUUGGCGUCGGUGCAAGAGCAGCGAUCACCAAAUGCAGCGAGCGUAGAUGCCGAAGAAACGCCACCAAUAACGCCAACGUCGGCUCAACAUUCUAAGACAACUGCCCCUGUGCCAGCGGAACGCACUGUCGUGGGGCCAACGGGCGUCAUCGGGGGAGGGGCCCACGUUAUCGAGUCAUCCACCCCAAAUCAGCAGCGUCCGGAGAACGCACUCGACGCUCUGCUAGAUGAGUUGCAAACGUUCUCCAGACCAACAUCGCAACUGAGCCAAGCGUCGGGUAUGAUGAUAGGACAAUCGGUAAAUCACAUGCCAAAUUUGUCCGAAAUUGGCCGAUCAGCGAGCCAAAUUGUACAGAGCAGUGGUAGAGCACCGAACAUGUCGGACAUUGGUCGUAAGGGUAGUAUAGAUUCAUCGACAAGUCUCGCGAUCGUCGCACCGGGUCAUUCCAACACGCUCAGGCGUUUGCACUCGUAUCCAUCGAGCUCGGACACGGAUACUUCACCACCAAUAGCCAGACUUCAGGUAUCAGACUCCGGUGGGAUUUUGCCACCGCAAAAGCCUCCGGUACCAGAGCGAAAUGCCGAAUUAUUGCAAUUGGCAACUUCGAGACGAGUACCACCACCACCGCCACCCCGUACAAGCUCGAGAUCACCGUUGGCCAGUCCAACGAGUCCUCAAUUGCCACCUCGCAAUCCAACCGGUACACUCCGUCGAGGACGUGCCAAUCCAAAAGAAAGUGGCAAACCUCCAAUGGCUUUACCACCAAAUGCGAAUAACAACGACGAGAGCUUGCCUCCCAAUAAUAACAUAUUAUCCGCGAGUAAUUCGAGCUCCUGCGAGAGCAUUAAUUCCCAGGAAGGACUCCAGAACAAGAAAGGACGUCAGGAACAACUGGAACAGAGACAUCAAGAAUUAUUGCGUAAACAAAAAGCCCUGCAAGAACAAUACGCACGUCUGCAACAAUUACACAGGAACGCAUCUGGCCUCGCAACCGUUCCACCCGCACCGCCUGAUUUGCUCAAAAAAACUGGUUCCGAAUCGAAUCUCCUGGCUAAAAUGGGACUUGGAUUAAGCACUACUAGCUCGGGCUCGCUUACCAGCCUUACCAUCAGCAAAGUCAAUGCCGACGGACAGCCCUCUGCAACAUCCGUGCAAUCGUUACAACAACAACAACAGCAACAACAACAACAACAGCAGCAACAACAACAGCAACAACAACAACAGCAACAACAACAACAACAACAACAACAACAAUCCGAUUCGCAGAACUCUCAAGCUAUCAGCCAGACGACAACGAGCAAAAUCUACGAGACUGACAUUCUGUGACCGAGAAGUUGGCUAUUGUUAUCGAGCCUCGUUACGUUCGUUUAUUAUCAUUCGAUGACGAUUCUCGUGUCUAGCUAAUUGAUCAACGACGAUACCGACGAUAAAAAUAUCAUCGGCACGAAUGUAUACUCGAGGCAGCUUACGGGAACAGUGGAACAGCAAAUCAAGAUUACGGCUUCGAUCUCUUGGGACGAAAGUGACGUUUCUUAUAUUUAUAUUUAUAUAUUUAUGUUCGAUUCCCAAUAAUGUUCGGACUUUUUUCAACGAUUCGAAGAAUCUAUAUGGAUUCAUUCUUACUUUGACCAAUGAUCGAAGAAACAAUCGAGGAACAGUUUCGGAGAUUAUUCUGUCUCGCAAUUUUUGCCUGUUUACUUGUGCCAUUUUGUCAACUAGUUCUAUCGACCAUCGUAUUAACGAAUCGUUGAUCACUAUGAUACCGUAGGAGGCACAACGGAGGACAUUCAGACUGAAAAUCCGACUUGUCGAAUUUGUGCAAAAUUAUUUACCGAUAUAUUAUAUUAUAACGUAAUAAAAAAAUGACAUAAAGAGGAAAAAAAUUUAACAUCGUUACAUUUUUGAUUGGGAAAAAAAAAAAAACACACAAUAAAAUUAGCUAAAUUUGUUCAUUUGCCGCGUGUAUACGUUUACGGGCAAACAAAAUUGGGACUCUCGUCGGCGAGAUUUUAGGCAUUUUUUAAAGCUACUAGGUUAAAUAUACUCACAUAUGAAUGAUCAUGUGCAAGAAAUAAUAAGUCGCAAAUGGAUGAAAUAAUAUCAAAAAUGUGCUAAACUUCAAGAUCAUCACUAAACAAACAAGGGGAACUCUCCAUACAAAUGAGUUAUCUCGUUAUCCGGGAUGAAUGGAAUAAAGUAUGAGAUUUUUUGUGACCGAUGCGCGUGUAUGAUUUGGAUAUAUAUAUACACACACUGGAAUUAAAUGAAAAAAUGAAAAAUAUACACUACGUAGAAAUUAGAAGAGCCGUGAACAUUAUAUGAAUGAGAAAAAAAAAAGAUAAAUAAGCGAUACUUGAUAUGCUAAUUGUAACGACAACAAAAAUGACGAAUUCGAUAGUGAGUUUUCAUCCAAGCUAUUCAUUAAAAUUGCUCGGUCUUGGCUGUUAUAUUGAUAGGUGGUAUAAAUGUCAUCACGGAGCAACGCUACUGGGAUUUCGUCACGUAAUAUUUUUUUUGUUUCGGUGUUAAUCCUCUUCGUACAUCAUUUUGCAAGAUGGAAGCAAAUUGAUGAAAAAGUUGUCCGAGUAUAGUGUACACGAUUGAACGAGAAGCGACAAAUUAUAUAUUAUUCAAAUUGACGAACUGUGACGAUAUCGCACUCCGAUACGGGUCGAAAUACGACGCAUAAAAUUAGUCUGGCACUAUCUUAAUAAUAAUUGUAGUAAUAAUAGUGAAAUAAAAAAUUAAUUCAUAAUGAUAUUUGAAUCUGAAUUGAAAACAAAAAAAAAAUGAAAAAAAUUAAAACAUUCGCCCCGCGGGAAUGAGAAAUAUUUAUUGAAAUAUUUCUGCUCUGCUCGAUCGUGGGAACGAAAACCUUGUGCUCCUCAUUAUUAUAACAUCGGGACACAAAGAUGCACGUCAUGUUAUAUACAAAUGAACAUCUUCGAAAAAAUUUUCAGUUCCGCCAUAUGUCGUCUCGGCGAAUGAUAAUCAUGUACGAUCUUGAUCGAUCUCGACUGAAGGAAAAAGAAAAAGAAAAAAUAGACAUCAAUCUAUAUAUUAUAUGAUAAUAAAUUCCGUUAAUUUCUGCCGAAAGAGAUAACGCCAAGUUAUUUACAGUAUUAUGCAGUAUAAUGAACGAGCCAGCACGAGGAUUUACGAAAAUGGCUUAUUCAGUAUCCAUCGGAUCUUGCAGAAUAAAAGACAAAAAAAUAAACAAACAAAAAAUUAUCACCGGUAAACUGAUCGGAAAGAGCAGCUCGUGUUUAUGUAACGCUAUAACUAAAACUUAUCAUUAAAUAACAAACUAUUGUUGAAACGAGAAAAAAAAACAGAAAUAACUGGAUCCAAAAGAUGGGAAUAAACGUAAAAAACGAAGAGAAAUAAAUCAAUAAACUCGGGAAGCAAAUCUAAUUUAUUUAGAUGAGACUAUAGCGGAAUAUUAAUUAUGUGUGAAUUCGAGAGUGUAAAACGAGAUAAACAAUGUUUGCAUGGGACUGCUUCGAAUAAUCAUUACGAACAGUUUUGAAUAUGUACGAAAAACACUGAACUAUCACCGAAAUCAAUCUGUCUCGCAUAAACGAGAUUAAAUAAAAUUGAAAAACAAAAAAAAAAAUAAAAAAAACAAAAGGAGGAUUUAUUUAAUCGCCUGUGCCAAGACAUUUGUAGUAUAAAUUUAUAUAUAUAUAUAUAUAAAUAUAAUUUCGAGGAAGGUAUACAGCCUGAGAUUUGUCAAUUUAUUUUUAUUCUUUCCAUCUACUUUAAUUACACGUGUCGCCGUUAUACUCGUAACAACUAUUUAGAUUAUUAUUUUUAUUAUUAUUAUCAUUAUCAUCAUUAUUAUGAUUAUAUUAUACAUACCUAUGUACACACAACAUACAUUUAAGGAGUUAAGUUAAAAACGAUUAAAAAUAAACAUAAAAACUGAUGACAAUGUAAACGUAUCACAAAUGACGACUGAAUGCUAUGUGUUUCUUGGAUUUGUCGGAAUAACAAUAUACAGCAUUUUGUGUAAAUGAUAUUGCAUCAAAUACAUUCGUACAUUUUUUCUUUUACAAAAAAAGUAAACAUGAGAAAGAUAAAUUAUUUAAUAGAGUAAAAUCCUUCAAUCGUUCCGGCAAGAUAUGCGAAUUGAAUUUGAAUGUGCCGAUUCGAAUGUAUUGUUCCUUCUUCUUUAUGCUUUGACAUUUUCCAAAAUUAAAAAAUUGCCUAACAUUGAAGUCCUGAAGUCCUGAAAUUGAUCUUCGUUACUACAAACUUGCAUCAAACUUUUUGUUGUACACGUCAAAUAUUCUACUGACAACCGAUCGAUUAAGAAAAUCGACUAGUAGCCGAUGGUCGGGGCAUAGACUAUUUUAGAUUGGCGAAUUAUUCCAGCGAAAAAUGCACUAUCAUGCAACGAAAAUUGAUAAUUUUUGGGUAGAUUUUUCAGAAAGUAUUUUUAAUAUUUUUCGAUUUCUGUAAUACAAAAAUAAACGUUUUCUGUCAUACUAAAAAUUUGGAUGAUUGAGAAUCGUCGUAAAAUGAUCGAACGGAGAUUGUCACUCUUACGAUGCAAUGUCAUAUAACAUUAUAGAGAGAAACAGAGAACAAAAUGCUGCAGAACGACGACGACGGCGACGACGACGAAUUCAGCCCGAAAAUAUUCCAAAGGAUAGAACACAUGUGUGCAAAAAAAGGAUUAUAAUAAAAUUGCUCAAACAACAGAACCCUUAAUAUCGCAAAUAUUAUCAAUAAUAAACUGACUAUACGUAAGAUAUGCGAAUUAUGGGAGACUGUAAAUGGGGAGUCUAAACGAUUCGUAUGCGCGUAUAUAAAUUAAUAAACUUUAUCGACGUAAUAUCUCAAGUUAGAUCAAAUUUUUAAUUAACUUUCGAAUUUAAUGUGGUCUUUCAAAGCCUGAUUUUUUAAUACAAAUGUGCUUAGAUACGUUUUUUUUCUAUGAAUUUUCAUCAUGAUUUUACCGUCGUUCGAAAAAACCCGGAUGAUAAAAAAAAUGUGUAGGACCAGUUGGAGCGAAAAAAAAAUUUCCAAAGCUUACAAUCUUCAGUGUUGCUUCUUCAAGACUCUUGAUGCGAAUCACAUAAUAUGAAAAUCAAAUCCUGUGACGUCAAUUGUUUCUCCUCAUUAACAAUUGGCAGAAGCAAAACAGAACUUCCUGUGGAAAUCGCACCAGUGAAUGGGCUGCUGACAUUAAUUUCCAAGUAUUUUUUUUUUAAAUAUACAUCAAACCACUAUACGUAGCACUCUGAAUAAAUUCGCUCAUCAGUUGGAUAACAAAUGUAUUUAAUCAACAAAUGUUAUUUAAUGGCCUAAUCAAUCGUAGCAAUACAAGAAUCGAUUUCUUCUCAAAUGAUUCUCAAUCGAUUUCUUCGAACGAUGAAAAGUUAACACACUUAUUGAAUUAGUGCUUCUUCAUAAUUUGCACAUAUUUAUGAAACACGCUAAAACCACCUCAUUGCGAUAGAACUAUUAGUAAUGUCCGAUCUCAAGGAUCGACGAUGAUUCUUAUUUUUGAAUAGCCGUUAUCUUUCUCUUAACUUGGGUGAAAGGUAAAACAAUGUGUUUCGUUAAAUUUAUCUAUUAUUGUAUUUAUAUGGUAGGAUUAACUUUGUACAAAGCUCAUUUUUUUAUGCAUGCACGUUCAAUUGAAUCGAGAUUUCUUUUCUCAUAUAUAUAUAGAGUGGUGUAUUCCACAUCGUUAGGAACGAUCGACAUAUUUUACGAAGCGAAUUGAACCUCAUCCAUUGAUCCCGGGCGCGCGCGCGCUUACAUCUCAAAAAAUGCACAGAGUGAAAAACUUCGAAGGAGAUAUGUUGUAUUUAGUAAUAUUAUGAAUCAUUAGUGUAAUGUUUUUUCUGACAGUCCCUUGUACGCCAAAUUGAAUUGACUUGUUACAUUUGUAAAUGUUUGUAAGUAAUUAAAUAAUAAAUUAAUCACGGUAUUAA